UUGCACCGAGGCAGGGGAAAUGUCUCCUCACAUGCUGAGAGAGAAGGUGCAGCAAGUAAGAGGUUAAAAAAAUGCUCUGGCUGCAGCUUUAAAACGUAACAUGGAAGGUAUCACACUGAAUUGGGUAGGAGUCUGGCACACGCCUUGGCAGCUCAGCGCUAUCUGAUCUCAGAGGCACUCAGACACUGGCUGGAUCGCAGGAAGCUGCCCUCCGGCAGUCAAGUCCUAACUCUGAGAAGGGCUCAGAUCCCUGCCGUCUCAGGGGCAGUGUGCAGCCGGGAACAUCACAGGAGCACUGGGGGCAGAGUGGGUGGUAUUGUGUUCCUGGAGAUAAAUACAUUCUUUCCCUAGUUUGAUUUUCCUAGACAGUCAGCUAGGGGGAGAGUGAAGGAUGCAGUUUGGGAGAUGAGUGCCACCAAGGAGGACAGCCGGUGUCAGAAAGCAGUGCGGAUUGUCACUGACCUGUGCCAGAAGAAAAGCCUGCCCAGCCUGGAUUUGGACACUUGCAGGGGGUUCCUCCUCCUGCCUUCAGACCAGAGCCUGAGUAUCUCGGAGCCAGAGCUCUCCAUCAGCCUCCUUGCAGUGAUAGUUAGUGUGUGUGGCCUCGCCUUGGUGGCAGUUUUUCUCUUUCUCUUUUGGAAGCUGUGCUGGGUGCCCUGGAGGAACAAGGCCAUUUCUUCUAACGUCUCCCAGAGCGAGGCAGCCUGCAACCAGGAGACCAUGGCAGACAAGCUAAAGGACACAGGUACGCUUGGCUUCCUGGAGGCAGCUGUGAAGAUCAGCCACACCUCGCCAGAUAUCCCAGCCGAGGUCCAGAUGUCCAUGAAAGACCAUAUCAUGCGGCACGCUCGGCUACAGAGGCAAACAACAGAGCCGGCAUCGUCCACCAGGCACAUUUCCUUCAAAAGGCACCUGCCUCGGCAGAUGCACGUGUCCAGCAUGGACUAUGGCACAGACCUGCCCCUUGAGGCCGAGCAGCCAACCAGCAUUGGCAGGAUUAAACCAGAGCUUUAUAAGCAAAAGUCUGUGGACUCCGAGGACCCCAAGAAGGAGGCGGCAAAAACCUGUGGGAAAAUAAACUUCACCCUCAAAUAUGACUAUGAGAACGAGACGCUGAUUGUGCGGAUCCUCAAGGCCUUUGAUCUGCCAGCCAAGGAUUUCUGUGGCAGCUCAGACCCCUACGUCAAGAUCUACCUCCUGCCUGACAGGAAGCGCAAGUUCCAGACGCGAGUCCACAGGAAGACUCUGAACCCCACCUUCAAUGAGUCCUUCCACUUCCCUGUGCCCUAUGAGGAGCUGACUAGCAGGAAACUCCACCUGAGUGUCUUUGACUUUGACAGGUUCUCCAGGCAUGACAUGAUAGGGGAGGUUAUCUUGGAGAACCUGUUUGAGGCCUCAGACAUUUCCCGGGAAACCUCCAUCUGGAAGGAUAUUCAGUAUGCGACAACUGAAAGCGUGGACCUGGGAGAGAUCAUGUUUUCCCUUUGUUAUCUGCCAACUGCAGGUCGCCUCACCUUAACAGUCAUUAAAUGCAGGAAUCUUAAAGCUAUGGAUAUUACCGGCUACUCAGAUCCGUAUGUCAAGGUGUCUCUGCUCUGUGAUGGGCGGAGGCUGAAAAAGAAGAAAACCACCAUUAAGAAAAACACUCUUAAUCCUACCUACAAUGAGGCGAUAAUCUUUGACAUUCCCCCAGAGAACAUGGAUCAAGUUAGCCUGCUUAUCUCCGUCAUGGAUUAUGAUAGAGUUGGUCAUAAUGAGAUCAUUGGAGGUUGCCGUGUGGGGAUCAGUGCCGAGGGACUGGGCCGAGACCAUUGGAACGAGAUGCUGGCAUACCCUCGCAAACCGAUCGCACACUGGCAUCCAUUAGUGGAGGUGAAGAAAUCCUUCAAAGAGUGGCAAGGCCGAGCAGCAAGCUUCGACAGCCAAGGCUCAUGUCCAUCUCCUAAGCCACCUCCCACACCAUGAGCCACUGAAGCAGUGGAUUAGAAUGGAACUAAACAAAGUUAUUUUGCACUUGUCCUACAGUCUGAACAACUUGUUGCUGAGUGGCACCAGUGAGGCGUUCCAGGCCUAGUUGUUCCAACGUAGGUAAAGGCAGAAGAAACACUUUGUGGUCAAAUUUGUCUUGGUCUGUUAUGGCUCCCAAGAUGAUGUUUGUAGUUUGCAUUUUAUGGAUCUGCUGCCCGAGGAAGAAGAUGGAACAAAACAUGAGCUGGGAGGUUGGUCUGUAAAAUAACGUGUAAAAUGCUGGACCAGUAGCAGAGAUCUUCUCAGCCUAUAUGAACACCGAUGACAUGCCCCAGGGAAGAGGCAUGGGGAGAAGCAUGCUGUUGCAUUUUCUGACUGAUUGGAACCGUGUAAAUAGAAGCCUUGAUUAGACUUCAUGUGACCAGCUCUUUAUUAAUGUGAUCAAUCUGAAUUCAGCCACAUGUUUACAGGUUUCUUAUUCAUGUAGAAAUGUUCAUGAGCCUUUCAAAGUUUGUGCCGUGUAUACCCCAAACUUCCUUCUGUGAUGUAUUGAAGAUUUGUUGAUUCCUCAGGGAAAAUGAUCCAUUUUCUGUAUUCUCCCUAGGACCAUUUGCAUGAACACAGUUAUAGAUCAUAGAAUAUCAGGAUUGGAAGGGACCUCAGGAGGUCAAACUAGUCCAACCCCCUGCUCAAAGCAGGACCAAUCCCCAAUUUUUGCGGCAGAUCCCUAAAUGGCUCCCUCAAGGACUGAACUCACAACCCUGGGUUUAGCAGGCCAAUGCUCAAACCACUGAGCUAUCCUUUCCCCUGUCUGCUACUGCUGCUCAUUCCUCUGUGACAUCGCUUGUCUGAUGCGGAGUGAAGAGGACUGUGUUGACGCAAGCAGGGUUCUGAUGUGAGGUGGGAAAUGGGUUAUAGGAGCAGGUGAAAGUCUUGCAUGAACACUAGAUCUUUAUUUUUAUAAAUGAUCCUUAGCAGGACAGUGUGAGAGAAUACAGGGGAGCACAAAAAUAUAAACAAGUGUUGUUGUUUUUUUUAAUUUUUAAAGCUUUAAAUUAGGGCUGUCAAACCAUUUUUAAAAAAUUACAAUUCAUCAUGAGAUUUUUUUU
Molecule: messenger RNA, 3077 nt
Organism: Dermochelys coriacea (leatherback sea turtle)
Lineage: Eukaryota; Metazoa; Chordata; Testudines; Dermochelyidae
Gene: SYT6
Product: synaptotagmin 6
Exons: 7
Coding region: 406-1965 (519 amino acids)
Biological process (GO): cellular response to calcium ion; regulation of calcium ion-dependent exocytosis; calcium-ion regulated exocytosis
Cellular component (GO): membrane
Molecular function (GO): clathrin binding; phosphatidylserine binding; calcium ion binding
Source: RefSeq, a predicted model, not a curated record